AUGACUUUUGUUAAUGUUCCCCUAUUUCUAAAACAUGUUUAUGAUUCUAAAUUUUUACAUGUUUAUGAUCCUAAGUUUUUAGUCAAGGUUAAUAUCGAAGUUGCUAUUGUGCCAAAUGCUCAAUUGCCUAUAUCUGUUGAAGGUGGUGAUGUAUCGAUGGUUGGUCAGGCAAUAGGAACAAUUGUGCCAUGGCCAAUGAACCUUCUUGAAUUUGUUGCUGAACGUGAAAAGAAUCCUGAUCAAUCCCAAAACAAAGUUAAGAAUACCCAACGAAGUGUUGAUUCUGUUUCGUCACCUAACAAAAGCAACAUAAAAUUCAAAAUUGAAGAGUCUCCUAGAGUUGGCGGUUCAACCAAUCUUGUAAAUUUACCUUUCCUUGAUAUGUAUGUGAAAAAGAUGAUGAGGGUUGGAUCGUUAAUUCAAAUAAAAAUGGAGGAAAGUAUAUUUGGUGAGGAGUUUAUAGAGCAUCUACGUGUAGAGAGUAUAAAAGAGAUUCUUGAUCACAAUUGGUUAAGUGCCUCUGUUAUCACUGUAUUUUCCAGGUAUUUGUAUGACAAGUUUAUUAGUCCAAAUGGAUUAAUAAAUAAGUUCUCCUUCAUAUCCCCACAUGUAUCAAAGGAGGAUAAUCUAGGAAAUGCUAUAGCAAAAAUACUUCUGAAAGAUGAGGAGUAUUUCAAGGAUAAGAUGAUUCUUGCACCUUGCAAUCUAGGGAAACAUUGGGUACUACUUGUCAUCAAUCUCGAUGCUGAGGUGAUAUAUUACAUGGAUCCGUUGAAUGGUGAACCAACUAAACAUCAAAAUUUAAAAACCAAGUUUGAGAAUGCAUUGCAAAUUUAUCGUGCUAAUAGUAACUCUAAAGUGCCUAAAGUCUCCAAGUCAAAGAAAAUUUCAUGGUCAAAAAUUCGGUGUCCCCGUCAAAUUAAUAGCAUUGACUGUGGAUAUUUUGUAAUGCGAUUUAUGAAAGAGGUCAUCAUGGAAAAUGAAAUUAUGAUCCCCAUAAAUUACUUUCCUGACCACAAGUGUCGUACCUACUCUAAGGAUAAGUUAACUGAGGUCAAAGAUGAUUGGGCUACCUAUAUGGUGGAUGAUAUUUUCGGAAAACAAGAAGCAAUGAUUUUGCCUAGCUAG
Lathyrus sativus (Indian pea) is the source of this 1128-nucleotide messenger RNA. NCBI's taxonomy places the organism in Eukaryota, Viridiplantae, Streptophyta, Magnoliopsida, Fabales, Fabaceae. The record is from the annotation of a GenBank genome assembly.